Messenger RNA from Peromyscus californicus insignis, 4348 nucleotides. RefSeq names its product hexosaminidase D (gene Hexd). NCBI's taxonomy places the organism in Eukaryota, Metazoa, Chordata, Mammalia, Rodentia, Cricetidae. The transcript is spliced from 12 exons. Bases 163 to 1410 code for a protein of 415 amino acids. The record is from RefSeq and is a predicted model, not a curated record. Gene Ontology annotation, molecular function: hexosaminidase activity. Gene Ontology annotation, biological process: carbohydrate metabolic process.
GGAGGCCGAGCAAGGGGAGGCGGGGUCUUCUCGGCCCUUGGCGCCGCUCCCCUAGGGCACCUUCGGAGUUCAGCGUUCUCCAGUAGCAGUGCUGAGGCGACAGCGUGGGAAGAAGUCCGAGACAAAGAUCUUGUUAUAGGAGUUCACAAAAAAAAUACCGACAUGUCAUGUUCUGCACCAUUUAAGAUGAGAUUAGUUCAUUUGGACCUCAAGGGAGCACCACCAAAGGUUUCAUAUCUCUCUGAGGUUUUUCCCCUGUUCCAUGCACUUGGUGCAAAUGGCCUCCUCAUUGAGUAUGAAGACAUGUUUCCCUAUGAGGGCCGCCUGAGGCUGCUGAGGGCCAAGCAUGCAUACAGCCCCUCUGAAGUUACAGAGAUCCUGCACCUGGCCAGACUCAGUGAGCUGGAGGUUGUUCCCUUGGUGCAGACAUUCGGUCACAUGGAGUUUGUGCUAAAGCAUGAAGCAUUUGCACAUCUCCGUGAAGUGGCUCUCUUCCCCAACACCCUGAACCCUCAUGAGGCUGAGUCUCUGGCAUUGGUAAAAGAUAUGAUUGACCAGAUUCUUGAGCUACAUAGGGGUGUCCGGUGGCUCCACAUUGGCUGUGAUGAGGUCUACUACUUGGGCGAGGGGGAAACCUCAAAACAGUGGCUACAGCAGGAACAGAACAGCCACGCGAAAUUGUGUUUGUCCCACAUGCAGGCAGUAGCCAGCCAUGUGCUGGCACAGCACCCUGGCACAAGACCCUUGGUGUGGGAUGACAUGCUACGAGACAUCCCCCAGGAACAGCUAAAAGCAUCUGGGGUGCCUCAACUGGUGGAGCCUGUGCUCUGGGACUAUGGAGCUGACCUGGAUGUCCACAGCAAAAUUUUCCUCAUGGGAAAGUACCAGGAAUGUGGCUUCCAGAGGCUGUGGGCUGCCAGUGCCUUCAAGGGGGCCACAGGAGCUAAUCAGGCCCUGCCCCCUGUUGAGCACCAUAUUAGAAACCAUGAGCAGUGGCUACAGGUGGCAGUCAGUGGUCCAGUGGAUACUCUACAAGGAAUCAUCCUGACUGGCUGGCAGAGGUAUGACCACUUCUCUGUGCUGUGUGAGCUGCUCCCCGUGGGAAUCCCAUCCCUGGCUGCCUGUCUACAGUUACUUGUACAUGGAGUCUUUGCUGAGGAUGUUAAGCUGAGAGUGGAACACUUCCUUGGGGUUUCAAGCCUGGAAAUAAUGGAUACUAUGAGUGAGGGAGCUGGUUCCUUCCCUGGCAGUGACAUCCAUGCCCUCGUCACACAAAUUAGUCUUCACCUGCGCAGCUCUGUGGAUACACUUCUGGAAAGGAACAGCCCCUCGCUCGGACAUGAUGAACGGGUGGUGGUAGCGUGGGUGCUACUGCAGCAAAUGGAGGUCCCACCGAGAUCCAAGAAAUAAGGGAUGUCACUGAUGGACACCUGAAAGUAAGGCUGGCCAGCAUUUUAAAGAAAAGAGAAGGUAAGGGUGAAUUGAAUUGAAAUGGGUGCAGCUAGCUCACAGUCGCUCCUCGAGGAACAGUUAAUUUGACUGCUGAGGCAGCAAGGCACUGUAGUUAAGAGCAAGACGGCUAAAGAUUUUGUUCAAAUCCUCCAGAACGUUAGUCUUUGGUUUCUGGUCUCUGGGGGAUUUAAUAUGCCAGAUUGGGAACAGGUCAAGGUUGACUUACAAAAAUAUUUGCAUAAAGAAGGGCCUGAUUCCAUACCCUUAGCUACUUUUUCUUUGUGGCACUUGUUUAAAGAUGCGUUACUUAGUGAUAAUGUCAAAGUUCAAGAACAAUUAACCGAAGCUAAAGCUGUGUUGGAGGAGUCUCAGAUAGAGGAGGCUCUCAGAUCCCUUCAAACUUCUGAUGUUUCUGACCCUGCAGAGUCGUCUUCAGAGGGUGAUGAUGUAGAAGUCAGAUUAGAAAAAGAUACGAGAUGCUUACGAGGGAAAUCACAGAAGAUUUCUUAAUAGGAUAGACCUCUAGCCUGUAACCCUGACUUUUGCAACACGAAGGUCCUUCCGCACCCAUAGAGGGGUUAAUGGGGGGAGUUGCUUACCCAGUUAUAGAGACUCAAAAUGCUCAAGGUCAGAGGCAAAGGGAACAUGAUCCCCUAGAUUUUAAAAGCAUUAAACAGAUUAAGGAAGCUGUAAUGUCAUAUGGGUCCCAUGCUCCUUUUACCACAGCUAUACUUGAAUCUUUUUCUGCCUUAAAUUGUACCCCUAGCGAUUGGAUGCAGUUGUGUUGCACUGCUCUCUCUGGCGGGGUGGGGGGAUUAUUUAAUUUGGAGGAGUGAGUUUCAAGAGCAUUGUCAAACUACAGCUAAUAGAAAUGCUGCUGCAGGCUUCCCGGCUCGUAAUCUUGAGAUGCUCAUGGGUACAGGGCAGUAUGCCACUUUACAAGCACAAAUUUUGUAUGAUCCCACAGUUUAUGCACAGAUUAGCGUAGCCGCUACCAGAGCAUGGAAAGGGCUGCCUAAUAAAGCUGCUGGUAAACAACUAUGUAAAGUCAUUCAGGGGCCAUCAGAACCAUUUGCAGAAUUUGUAGAUCGCCUGCUUCAAUUAACAGGGAGAGUAUUUGGGGAUGUUGAUCAAGCCAUGCCUAUAGUAAAGCAAUUGGCCUUUGAAAAUGCCAAUAAAUAUUGCAAGGAGGCCAUUAGGCCUCAUAAAAAUAAGAGCUUACAUGAUUAUCUUAAACUAUGUAGAGAUAUAGAUGGGCAUCGCAUCAUGGGACAGGUAAUGGCUUCAGCCAUAAGGGGAAAAUAUUCUGGAGGAGUACGGUGUAUGGAGCCCUGGAUACACCUGUCCCAACUCCAGUUUCCCACCAUGCCAUCCAGUUCAUUCCUCGAAGGAAUCCCUUUCUGUCCAAGACCUUAUCAGAGGCACCCCUGGAAGCUCAGGAUUGGACCUCUGCGCCUCUGCCAGAGCAGUAUUAACACCUCAGAUGGGCCCCCGGGCUCUCAGUACUGGAGUCAAGGUCCCACUACCUGCAGGGUCUUUAGGUCUGAUUCUGGGCAGGAGUAAUGCUCUUAUGCAAGGUAUUAGAGUAAUUCCAGGAGUGAUAGAUGAAGACUCUGAAGGAGAAAUUAGAAUCAUGGUUGAGGCUGGUAAGGGGGUGACAAUUAUUCCCCAGGGUGCUUGCAUAGCACAAUUGCUUUUGAUGCGUCGCUUUCAAACUAAUAAUCCUUUUCUUAAACCACAUAGAGGUGAGGGUGGAUUUGGCUCUACAGGCCCUCUAGCCUGCUGGGUUUCCACCUUAGAACAAAGACCCAUGCUAAAUUUAAAAACUAAUGAUCACAGUUUUCAGGGUCUUUUAGAUACUGGUGCUGACACUUCAGUUAUCUCUAUAAAACAUUGACCCAAAGCAUGGCCCCUUAAAAAUUCCACCUCUAACCUACAAGGUAUCAGCACAGCUCAGAUGCCAUUACAGAGCAGGCUACUCUUAAAUUGGAAGGAUGAGGAAGGCCACAGGAACUUUCCAACCCUUUGUGCUACCUGACAUUCCAGUGAACUUGUGGGGACGGAAUGUGUUAGAAGGUAUGGGAGCAGUGCUUACUACACAGCCUGUACAACAGAUGCUGAAGAGUCAGGGUUACUGUCUGGGCAGAGGCUUAGGGAAAAUGUUGCAAGGAGAUCCACUCCCUGUGGCAGACAAAAGCUGUGUUACUAGAUGUCCUGGGGAUACUAGAGGAUUAGGAUUUUUUCCAUAGGGGUCAAUGAACAGCAGCCUCCGAUAAUGCAACCGAUAAAAAUCACUUGGAAAAGUGAUGACGCUGUAUGGGUGGAAUGGUGGCCCCUUACUAAAGAAAAAUUGGACGCUGCGAACGCUUUAGUUUAGGAACAGUUAGAUGCUGGACAUAUCAUUCCUUCCACUUCACCUCGGAACACACCUAUAUUUGUUAUUAAAAAGAAGUCAGAAAAAUAGAGGCUAUUACAGGAUCUUAGAGCUGUAAAUAAAACCAUGCUUCUCAUGGGAGCAGCCAGCCUGACUUGCCUGCCCCUGUGGCAAUUCCUAAACAUUGGCAUUUAAUUGUGAUUGACUUGAGGGAUUGUUUCUUCACCAUUCCUUUGCAUCCUGAGGACAGUCCUUGCUUUGCUUUUAGUGUUCCUUCAGAAAAUCUUAAAGAACCUUAUCAGAGAUAUCAGUGGGCGGUUCUGCCCCAAGGAAUGGCCAAUAGCCCUACUAUAUGUCAAAUUUAUGUGUCUUUGGCCCUAGCUCCAGUUCGAAAAGCUUUUCCAGAUGUUUAUAUAAUUCACUACAUGGAUGAUAUUUUAUUGGCUGCUAAAGAUAAAAAAAAAAAACAAACUUGUUUUUGAUGCCUUUUCUAAAUUACAAGAGGUUCUUAGCCUGUCUAAU